Exaiptasia diaphana is the source of this 786-nucleotide messenger RNA. RefSeq names its product methylmalonyl-CoA epimerase, mitochondrial. Gene Ontology annotation, biological process: L-methylmalonyl-CoA metabolic process. The record is from RefSeq and is a predicted model, not a curated record. The transcript is spliced from 8 exons. Lineage: Eukaryota; Metazoa; Cnidaria; Anthozoa; Actiniaria; Aiptasiidae. Gene Ontology annotation, molecular function: methylmalonyl-CoA epimerase activity. Gene Ontology annotation, cellular component: mitochondrion. Bases 16 to 546 code for a protein of 176 amino acids.
CGGAGCAAAACAAAGAUGGCUGCAAGAAUGCUAUCCAUUUUUUCUCGAAAUUUUGCUGGCUUUCCUAGGGGUUUAUCCAGGAAUAAUCUAAAUAUUGUACGCGCGUUUUCGACGACUGACAAUGUACAGAAUGAAAAACUCUGGAAAAUUGGAAAGCUCAACCAUGUUGCAAUUGCUGUUCCAGAUUUAGAUAAAGCAACAAAUCUCUACAAAAAUGUAUUUGGAGCUCAAGUCAGUGAAUCUCAUCCUUUGCCGGAACAUGGAGUGUACACUGUKUUUGUUGAACUAGGAAACACUAAAAUUGAGCUAUUACAUCCUCUUGGUGAGAAGAGUCCUAUCGCAGGAUUUCUUAACAAGAACAAAAGUGGUGGCAUUCAUCAUGUAUGUAUUGAGGUUAAAAACAUUUACGAGGCAGUAAAAGAUCUCAAGGCAAACAAUAUUAGAGCUCUUGAUCCUGAACCAAAGAUUGGAGCWCAUGGGAAGCCUGUCGUAUUCCUGCAUCCAAAAGAUUGUGGUGGUGUGUUGGUGGAACUGGAGGAAGAAUAAGAAAUAUAGAUAAUUAUAUAAAGAAUGAAAUAUCUAACUUAUUACUGGCGUUGUAUUAUUAUUUUUUAAGAAAAUAGGAAAAAAUGUUAAAAGCACAGACCCUGGUGGUGUUACACUAGUUAAACUAAUAUGAUCAUUGUGUUUGAUAAAUGACUGAAGUCAAGAUGUAUUUUAAUACCAGUAUUGAUGAAUACAGUAUUAGAAAUAAAGAAAUGAUCUAAAGAAAAUCAAUGAAUUUGA